Molecule: messenger RNA, 1434 nt
Organism: Erythranthe guttata (spotted monkey flower)
Lineage: Eukaryota; Viridiplantae; Streptophyta; Magnoliopsida; Lamiales; Phrymaceae
Product: putative pectate lyase 2
Molecular function (GO): pectate lyase activity
Source: RefSeq, a predicted model, not a curated record
AGAUCCACACCUCGUGCAAUCACGUCUAUUAUCUCCUCAGAAUCUUUAGCCAAAAAACCAAAAAAGACCAAAAGAAACAUUCCUAUAAUAACGUGGAAGCCACUUUUAUUUAAUUUAAUUUAAUUUAAUAAUAAUAAAAAAAAACCACCUAAAUACACAUAUAAAUAACAACACUCCAUUUGCUAAAUCUUGCACCACAAAAUUAAAAACCAUGGCUUCUCUUAAACAAACACUUACAACUCUAAUCCCAUCCUUAAUCAUCAUUCUAUCAACAUUAGUACUAAUUGUUGAUUCAUCAAGCACUCCAAGUACUUAUUACAACAAAGUGUUGAACCCAAUAGACUCUUGUUGGAGGUCCAAAUCGAAUUGGGCCUCCAACCGUCAAGCCCUAGCUGACUGCGCAGUUGGCUUCGGCAAAAACGCAAUCGGAGGCAAAUACGGGUCGAUAUACGUUGUAACGGAUCCUUCGGACAACCCGGAAACUCCCAAGCCCGGUACGCUCCGGUACGGUGCGAUCCAGGAUAAGCCGCUGUGGAUCACUUUCGCUAGGAGCAUGGUGAUUGAACUCGGGAACGAGCUUAUGGUGAAUAGUUACAAGACGAUCGAUGGGAGAGGGGUGAAAGUGGAGAUUGCUAAUGGUCCGUGUAUAACGCUGCAGUACGUUAAGCAUGUGAUUAUACACGGGAUUAGUGUGCAUGAUUGUAAGCCCGGGAAUUCGGGUAUUGUGAGGAAUAGCCCGACCCAUAUGGGCCAUAGACGGGGCUCCGAUGGAGAUGGGAUUGAUAUAUUUGCUUCGUCGGAUAUUUGGGUCGACCAUUGUUACCUUGCGAGGUGCACCGAUGGUCUUAUCGAUGUCAUUCAUGCUUCGACUUCUAUCACUAUCUCUAACAACUAUUUUACGCAACACGACAAAGUAAUGUUGUUUGGACACGAGGAUAACAAUUUGGAGGACAAAAGUAUUAAGGUAACAGUAGUGUUUAACCAUUUCGGCCCUGGUUUGGUUCAAAGAAUGCCAAGGGUUAGGUUAGGAUACGCACACGUGGCAAACAACAGAUACGAACAGUGGGAAAUGUACGCUAUUGGCGGGAGUGCUAAUCCAACAAUUUUCAGUGAAGGAAACUAUUUUAUGGCACCCAAUAAUCCUGGCAUUAAACAAGUUACAAAGAGAGAGACAAGCGGGUGGAAUAACUGGAAAUGGAGAUCAUCAAGAGAUAAAUUCUUCAACGGUGCAUAUUUUGUUCCAUCGGGAUACGGGAGCUGUGCACCCGGCUACACCGGAGCGCAGUCCUUUCCGGUUGCUGACGGUGCGAUGGCCCCCGCUCUGACGGCGAAUGCUGGCCCCUUGAGCUGCACUGCUAAUAAACCAUGUUGAAAAUGUUUUUUUGUAAAUAUAUUUACAAUUAAUUCAAAAUACCUUUGCUCUUGCAGAAAAAA